Molecule: messenger RNA, 1023 nt
Organism: Penicillium verhagenii
Lineage: Eukaryota; Fungi; Ascomycota; Eurotiomycetes; Eurotiales; Aspergillaceae
Exons: 1
Coding region: 1-1023 (340 amino acids)
Source: RefSeq, a predicted model, not a curated record
AUGCCCUCGCUCCCUCAAGACCUACUAGACGGCAUCUCCGGGGCCCUCGCAGCAGAAGGCAACAUCCUCCAAAUGGUCCUAGUAACCUUCAUCGGACUAUCCUGCUACAACGUCGCCGAGCUAGUCGUCCUAGUAACAGCCACCUUCCGGCGCUGGCGCGGCCUAUACUUCUGGUCCCUAUUGACAUCAGGCUGUCUCGGCGUGGUACCAUACUCGAUCGGAUUCAUGAUGAAAUUCUUCACGCGCACCGACUCCGCUCUCUCCGUCACCGUCCUAACAAUCGGCUGGUGGACGAUGGUAACCGGGCAAUCGGUGGUCCUAUAUUCACGCCUCCACCUCGUCCUCCGGGACGAGAAGACGUUAAGCCGCGUUCUGCGCAUGAUAGUUGUCAACUUCUUCUUGCUGCAGGUGCCCACUACCAUCCUGACGUACGGCGCUAAUAUCAUCCACACGGGCGAUCUGGCCUGGGUGUGGGGGUACAAUGUCAUGGAGAAGGUGCAGUUGACGGGGUUCACGAUCCAGGAGACGCUGAUAUCUACGCUGUACGUUAUUCAUACGGUGAGAUUGCUUCGUCUGGGUGCGGAUGCGACUAGUCGGCCUGAUGCGCGGAUCAUCAUGUACCAUGUUAUUGGGAUUAAUUGUGCGAUUAUGGCUAUGGAUUUGCUGUUGUUGAGCUUGGAAUAUGCGAAUCAGUAUGCGGUCCAGAUCGUGCUGAAGGGCUUUAUUUACUCUGUUAAGCUGAAGCUGGAGUUCGCUGUGCUGGGGCGUUUGGUCGAUAUCAUUCAGGGGUCUAGGCAUCCGAUCUCCGUGGCUAUAGCUGAUACGCUGCCUCUCUGUUCGUUUCCUCUUCCGCCGGAGACGGCUGUCUGUGCUGAUUUGCGGGGUCCGGAGCUGGAAUCUGGACCCGACGGGAAGGGUUCGAUCGCCCCGGAUUCGAUUGCUCCGGCGGAUGGGGAGGAGGUGGUUGAGACGAGGGAUUUUGUCGAAUUGGGGAGGGAGAUACGGAGACCAGCUUCACGGUAG